Messenger RNA from Mus musculus (house mouse), 718 nucleotides. RefSeq names its product EEF1A lysine methyltransferase 3 (gene Eef1akmt3). The transcript has 3 exons. NCBI's taxonomy places the organism in Eukaryota, Metazoa, Chordata, Mammalia, Rodentia, Muridae. Gene Ontology annotation, cellular component: protein-containing complex; centrosome; cytoplasm. Gene Ontology annotation, molecular function: protein-lysine N-methyltransferase activity; heat shock protein binding; methyltransferase activity. Bases 35 to 598 code for a protein of 187 amino acids. The record is from RefSeq and is a predicted model, not a curated record.
CUUCUGCGGCUGGGGGGCUUCGGCUCCCGCCAUCAUGCCACGCAGUCCACGUGGAGAGCCGAGCUCGCGGCGCGAGGCUCUGAGCCUGUGUGACUAUUUCGAGAGUCAAAAUGUGGAUUUUCGAGGCAAGAAGGUGAUCGAACUGGGCGCGGGGACGGGCAUCGUGGGAAUCUUGGCGGCGCUGCAGGGGGGGGAUGUUACCAUCACUGAUUUGCCAGUGGCACUAGAGCAAAUCCAGGAUAACGUCCACGCCAAUGUGCCACCCGGAGGCCGGGCUCGGGUGUGCGCCUUGUCCUGGGGAAUUGACCAGCAUGUCUUUCCUGGAAACUAUGACUUGGUGCUGGGGGCGGAUAUCGUGUACCUGGAACCUACCUUCCCGCUACUGUUGGGGACUCUCCGACACCUGUGUGGGCCCCACGGCACCAUCUACCUGGCCUCCAAGAUGAGAGCAGAACACGGGGCAGAGACCUUCUUUCGGCGCCUCCUGCCCCAGCACUUCCACCUGGAGCUGGCCCAGCGGGAUGAGGAUGUGAAUGUCAACAUCUAUAGGGCCAGGCACAGGGAGGUGGCACCUGCCGGACAGCACCCCUUCUGUUGACCUAACUCUUGUCUCAGUGGAGGAAUGGCAUCCCUCCAGAGCCGCGAACACCAAGAGGAAAGAAAAGGAUGGAUCCCCCCCCCCAGUCCCCGUCUCCCAUCCCCCACCCCAUCCCCGUCU